This is a messenger RNA of Knipowitschia caucasica, 1572 nucleotides long. NCBI's taxonomy places the organism in Eukaryota, Metazoa, Chordata, Actinopteri, Gobiiformes, Gobiidae. The record is from the annotation of a GenBank genome assembly.
AUGGAGCAGAGAGCUCAGAAACAAAGAGGAGGUGACAGUGUCCCGGUGGAGAGUACAGGGCAGUGGGCAGAAGCCGAGGCUCUGGCCUUGAUGAAAGUAUGGAGCGACUUAGGGCCUCAAGACGAGAGCAGAGCCACAUACGAGCUGCUGUCAGAGGCUCUGAGGAGGCUCAGGGUGCAGCGCAGCUGGAGGGAGUGUCAGGCCCAGUGCAGGAGCUUGGGACUGCACUGCAGCACUAAAGAGGAGGACCCAGGGCUUGACUACCCCCAAGAGAGGCUGAGGACGGACUCCACAGCAGUGAAGGAAGACUGGGAGGAGGAGCAUGGAGGGGGCAACACCAGAGGAAUGUUCCAGUCACCAAUGCAGGAAGGAAUGAAGCUUAUUGUGCAUCGCGCGAUGCCCUACAACGCAGACGCUCCUGAAGAAGGCGGCCGCCACUGGUCGGACGACGAGGUGAGAGCGUUGUUGUGCGUCUGGGCCAACAAGAGCAUCCGUGAGCGCCUCAAAUGUACGCUGCGCAACAAAACCAUCUUCCAGGAGAUGUCGCUCCUGAUGGAGAAAAACUUUGGCAUUGUGCGCAAUUGGAAGCAGUGUCGCACGAAAUACAAGAACCUGAAAUAUGACUACAAGACUGUGAAGACCACUCUGAAUGCCAGCAGCAGUAGUGGGAGUGCGGCUGGGCCAAACAAGUACAUGAAGUUUUUUGAGGAAGUAGAGGCCAUAUUACUGGACCAGGGACUGGAGAGGGGGACGCUGGACAUGCAGAUGAGAGUGUUCGAUGGAGAAGAACCAAACACAACAGACCCCGAACACGAGGCCAUCAUUGAGAUAGACGAUGAUGACAACAGUGAUGAGUAUGAUGGUGAUGGAGAAGUGGACACUGGGAUCUGGAAAGGAACAGACGCAUCCAGCACUGACCAAGUGCAGGUGGUGACCAUUUCAGACACAGGUCGUAACUGGAGCGACCAGGAAGUGAGAGCCCUCAUCCACGUUUGGUCGGACGAACGCAUUCGGACACAAUUGGAAAGCUCAACAAGAAAGAGGGACAUUUUCAUCCAAAUCUCAAACUUACUGAUGCAACAAGGAAUUGAACGUGACUGGAAGCAAUGCCACACCAAGUACAAGAAUCUUAAAUAUCUGUACAGGUCACUGCAGAGGACCAGGACGGAGAAGUCUGACCCCAAACACCUCAUGCGUUUCUAUGAGGAGCUAGACGCCAUAAUGAACCGUCCUAAAAGUAACACUAUGAACAGCUCUCCGCACGAUAGGUUGCACCUGGACUACAGCCUGGACACUGCACAGAUCCCCACCUUGGACAAUGAGGACCACACAGAUGUGCAUUUGCUCAAAGUGAAUAACGUUGUCACAUCUCAACCAGGAAGUUCCUCUGAAACAGGUAUUUCAGCAGACUUUGAACUUACAGCCAACGAGCAGGAGCAGAGGACACAAAACAGAGACAACUCCAUGAACGCACAACACACUCCGACCGGUAAGCGAAGCAGCACACUCGAGCUGGGCGAUCGUCAAGAUAUCUCCACUUCCCACACUGACCCACUUCAAUUUAUGAUUUGA